Molecule: messenger RNA, 462 nt
Organism: Ustilago hordei
Lineage: Eukaryota; Fungi; Basidiomycota; Ustilaginomycetes; Ustilaginales; Ustilaginaceae
Exons: 1
Coding region: 1-462 (153 amino acids)
Source: RefSeq, a predicted model, not a curated record
AUGCCUUCCAACAAGAACAAGGCCAAGUCCAAGGCAGAGAAGGAGAGGAGAGCCUUGGUGACUGCUGCCAAAGACCAUGCCCAGACCAUCAUGGCCCACAACAUGGGCUGCACCAGACAUGAUCAACCCCCCAGCAACAAGUUCAGAAUUGUUGGCAGUCCUAUCCACAUCCCUGCUUUCAACAAGGAGAUCAUGACAAACCUCACUGUCAUUGACUCUGAGACCAACCAGCCAUUGCAGAGGUUCAAGCCCACAAGCUACAAGAAGCAGACUGCAGCCAACAAGUCAGCUGGCAAGGACCUGGAACUCUUCACAAAAGCCCUGCAAAAGCAUGACCAGAUGAAAUCCAGGGGAAACAUCCACUUGGGCCUAUGGGCUGAAAGGGGCAAUGUCAAGAUCAACUUCAUCACCCACACUAGCAAAAAUGAAUUUGGUGUAAAUUGUAAGCGGUCAUGCGCCUGA